Diabrotica virgifera virgifera (western corn rootworm) is the source of this 6143-nucleotide messenger RNA. RefSeq lists its product as uncharacterized. NCBI's taxonomy places the organism in Eukaryota, Metazoa, Arthropoda, Insecta, Coleoptera, Chrysomelidae. The transcript has 5 exons. Bases 141 to 1736 code for a protein of 531 amino acids. The record is from RefSeq and is a predicted model, not a curated record.
UGUUGCGUUCUUUUUGCUUAGUCAUAUUACAUCUUUGGUGUGUAGAAGAACAAUAUUUCAACAUUAUGUUGUGAUUGGAAUUAUUGAGUGAAAGUUUCUUUAUUUUCGCAUCUAUCUGUGAUUAUUUAUCAGCUAUUUAAAUGGCUUCCACAACCUUAGCAGACAAUCUGCCAGAUGACGAGUUUGACAUUGAAACGCCAACAGGUUCUGAUGCAUUCACGGUUGUCCAAAGACUGAAAGAAUUUGCGUAUUACUUAGUGGAGAAUAUAGAAUUUCACCUAACUUUUUUGCUCAAACUAUUAGAAGAACGACAAGUGCCCCCAAAACCGACCAGUCAGACUGUUGCUGUGAUAAGUACACUGUUUUCGGUGGUACCAAAAAUUGGAAGCGGAAUUAGCAGCGGACUGAAAACUGGAGAGUCGUAUGCCUUUCGAAGAAUAGACAAAAAACAUGCACGGGUUUUAGCUGAACUUAUUUAUCACUUUAGCGAUAAUAAACAAAAAUUCAGAUAUACUCUGAUUGAAGCCGCUGUAGAAGUUUUUAGUAAUUUUGAACUCCAAUUUAUGAAGCUAACGUGUAAUGGAGGGCCAACGAGAGCAAUGCAAAAAUUAGCUAGAGAUGCUUCUGAUAGAAUUUUUGAUUACUUUCUCACAACAGAGCAGGACAAAAAUAUUACUAAAGCAGAAUUAACUAAAGGUAUUAUUUAUGGAGAGUCCAAAAGAAAUAGAGUAGGCAGAAAAGAAGGAAAAGAAGUUUCCAAUGAAUCAUCAAAAUGGAAAACAUGCAAACUGUACUCGAAAGCGGGCAUAUUCAUUACUGAUCCAGGCCUAUUUUAUAAAAAUGCUCAUACUAAUCCUCAAAAAUAUGGAUAUCGCAAAAUGUUUACAUGGGAAGAGGAAGACAAUAUUCGUAAAACAUGGAUUUUAGACAACCAUUUUGAACUGCCUGAAUAUAUCUUACAAGUGUCCGAAGACUUACUGACGGACAUUAAAGAAUAUAUUAUGCGUAAAGCUCCAUUUGAAGAAGCCCAACUGGACCGAGAAAAAUAUCAUAUGAGUGCAACGGAGGACAGACAAGUAAAACAUAACCAAACAAAAUCACUUUUGAAAAUACUAACUGAACAAAUUUUAAAAAUAACUAUAGACACGGAACAUUACAACAAUCUGCUAGAUGCUGUAUACAAAAAUCAAGAAAAUAGUAAUAAACAACAGUAUCAGAUUGUUACCAAAUUGGAACUAGUUCAUAAUGAUAUUUUAGAUUCAAAAGAAAAACAAGAAAACUUGACCAGAACAAGCGAAAACCUUCAAAACGAAAUCCAAGAAUUAAAAAGUAACCAUGAUGAGAUAAGCACAUCUCUUAUUACUGUAGAAGAGAUAGAACAAUUAGUAAAAGAGAAUGCAACAAAAACGGUUUUAGAAGAUCUAAAAGAAGGUGUUGGAAACUGUCUCCAAAGGUUAAAUCCCAGUCCCGUAGUUCAAACAGUGGUUGAAGAGGUAAUACCAAAAAUUAAAGUAGGUGUAGAAGCAGUAAAUUCAAAAAUUAAAGAAGGAAUAGAGUUAGUUGCUCCAAAAAUUAAUGAGGGGGCAGAAAAAGUUCUUCCAAAGAUUCAAGAUUUAAGUAAUGAUAUUUCGAAUAAUAUUCCCGUUGCUAGUGAAGUAAUUAAGAAAGGACUUGAAGAAUCAGUACAAAAUGUCUCAAGAGGCGUGGAGACUUUUAAGAGCUGGUUCAAUCGUUAAGAAUAUAAAUUAUAGCCUGUGUCCACGGAUGGGGUGCCCAAGAGGAAAAACUUUUUUAUUUUCAAUUUUAGCGAAAAAUGUUAUUCUUGAUAAAAAGUUUUGAUUGUUCUAAAAUCCCAUGAAACAAAAUUAAAUUCAAGUUUUUCAAAACCUGCUUAAUUUUGUAGCCAAUUUUAUGUAACUCCGUAUAAAUCUUUGCACUAAGUUCGAAAUCGUAACAAUAAUUUAGUGCUGCUAAGCUACGCUGUAGCUUAGUAACUUUCAACUUCGAUAAAUAAUUUGCGAAUUGUCUCGACAAUUUUAAGCGUUCAACAAAGAAUUUAUCUUGUGAACUGUUAUUCUUGAUAAAUAUUUUGCUUAUUCUAAAACCCCAUAAAAAGAAAACAUUAAAUUUUAAUAUCAAUAACAAAACGAUAAUAAGCAAUAAUAGGAAAAAUAACAGUAAAUAAAAAAAUUUAAAGCACUCAUCGGAGUGCCGACAGAAGUGAAAACUUCUUAUAGUAUAUAAAUUACGAACUUAAUGCUUUUCCACAUCCAAAAAUAAUUGCUAUACCUAUAUUAUAUACGCGUUGCGUACAUUCUAUGCUGUUUAUAUAUACAUACACAUAAUAUAUUUACGUACAAAAUUUAGUUCGGCAAAGUGAUGACGGUCGCAAACUCAAUACUUUUUUCCUAUCUAAACAGUGCUCAACGUCCCUAAAAAAGUUAUCACUUUAAAAAUUUAUUUCGUCAAACAAUGACGGUCGCUAAUUUAAUACUUUUUCCCCAUCUAAAAAGUGCACAACGUCCCUAAAGAAGUUUCCACUUCAAAAAUUUAUUUCGUCGAAGCAAUAACGGUCGCUAAUUCAAUACUUCUUACCCAUUAAAAAAGUGUACAACGUCCCUAAGGAAGUUUUCAUUUCAAAAAUUGAUUUCGCCGAAGCGAUGACGGUCGCUAAUUCAACACUUUUUCCCCAUCUAAAAAGUGUAUAACUAAAACGUCCCUAAAAAAGUUUCGCUUCAAAAAUUUAUUUCGUCGAAGCAAUGACAGUCGCGAUGACGGUCGAUAAUUCAAUACUUUUUCUCCAUCUAAAAAGACCACAACGUCCCUAAAGAAGUUUUCACUUGAAAAAUUUAUUUCGUCGAACCAAUAACGGUCGCUAAUUUAAUACGUUUUCCCCAUCUAAAAAGUGCACAACAUCCCUAAAGAACUUUUCACUUAAAAAAUUUAUUUCGCCGAAGUGAUGACGGUCGCUAAUUCAAUACUUUUUCCCCAUCUAAAAAGUGCACAACGUCAUUAAAGAAAUGUUCACUCCAAAAAUAUAUUUCGUCGAAGCAAUGACGGCCGCGAUGACGGUCGCUAAUUCAAUAUUUUCCACAUCUAAAAAGGGCAAAACGUCCCUAAAGAAGUUUUCACUUCAAAAUAUUAUUUCGUAGAAGCAAUUACGGUCGCGGUGACGGCCGCUAAUUCAAUACUUUUUCCCCAUCUAAAAAGUACACAACGUCCCUAAAGAAGUUGUCACUUCAAAAAAACAACUAUUUGACGUAGCCUUCACCAACUUCAAAAUAUCUCUCCACCCUAGCAGGUCUGGGGUGAUACCUCUGACGGCAUUUAUCAUUGCUUGUUUCAGAUCUUCAAUAUUAUGAUUUAGAUUUCUUUUGUAAACAUUCUGUUUUAAGAAGCCCCAUAAAAAGAAAUCCAAAAUAAUUAAAUCUGUUGGUCGGGGCAGAAAAAAUAUCGGUCCCUACCUUCCAAUCCAUCUUUCAAGGAAAAUACUCAUCUAGCCAUCCUGUUAUCAGCAAACUCGAAUGUGACGAACAGCCAUCAUGUUGAAAAUACAUUUUACUUCUUUUCUCCAAGAGAAGUUCAUCUACUUCCGAUAUUAAAUAGUUGUCUAACAAAUUGAAAUAUUCUUCCUGUUUUAGUCUUCUCCAGAAAAUACGGUCCGGUAAUUCGAACUGGUAAAACAGCACACCAAACACUUACCUCCUUAUAAAAUUGUCUAUUACGUUGAAUCCUGAAAUAGCUAUUUGUAUAACAAGGGAGGAAAGUGCUACUUUUCCUCCCGAGAAUGAGGUAGUAAUUAUUCAAGGGAGGAAAAGGCACUUUACUCCCAUGUUAUACAUAUGGUUUUUCCACCUUCCUCAAAUAACAAGUCAUUUUUUCAUUUUUACUUAAUUUAUUUAUGUAACUAACCAACAAAAUUUAUUAAAACUAAAACUAACAAGUAGGUAGAAUAUAACUGUCAACUGUCAAAUAUAAGUCAAAUUAUUAAUGUAAACAUUGUUAAAUCAAAAUAACAAUUUACUGUUUUUACCAUUCUGCAAAAUACAGAGUGUUUUAAAAAUAAACGUUAAAAUGUAUAGAUACACGUAAAAAUGUAAGAUAUUGUACAGGCCGUCAAUAAUUUAUACAUAUUUCAUGCAUGAAAUACCAUGACGUCACUUUUAUUUUCCUCCCUAGGGAGGAAAAGUACAAUUUUGCUCCCUACAAUCUGGUCCGGAAAAGUUUACUUUCGGUAGAGGUAGGUGGAAAUAAAUAUUUUCACUAGCCCAAUACCGACAAUUUUAGGAUGAAACGAUUCCAUUUGUCGUGAACGCGGACUCAUCAGAAAAUAGAAUAUUGUAGUGAAAGAAGCGGUAAUUCAUAAGUGUUUCACCAAUGAUUGCGCAAAAGUCAAGCCUCGUGUCAUAAUCACAAUAUUGUAAGAUGUGAAUAAAUUUUGAGUUGAAGGGAUGAAUGUUGUUUUGCUUGAAUUUUUUGUGUAAGUUACUUUUGCUAAAGCCAACUUCCGCUGUUCUUUUUCGUAAACUUAAACUUGGAUUUUCCUUUACUGACUGCAUAGCGCAUAGCUAGUACUAUAGGGCAGUAGCUGCUUCAUCGUCCUCACUAUACAUCGUUUUCGACCUUUUUCUGUUUUCAACAGAUCCUGUCUCAUUGAAUUCCUUCAUUAGUUUCUUCAAUCCAUUUCGCGUAGCGAGUAAGUACAGUUACGAUCAUUGAAUAGUUUACAGGCUUACGUAUCUAGGAGCCAGUUUUUUUAAUUUUUACCUCGUUUAAACCCACCUUUUACGUCAAAGUGACGUUAACAGUGGUGUAUCUACAAUGGGUUGAUUAAAGUUAAAAAAUCAAAAUAAUAUAAAUAUAUUUUACAAAAUUUAAAAAAAUGGAUCGUAUAGAAAGAAGUUUUUUUGAAUAAACUGGAUUAUGGUCUUAAUAGGUCACGAAAAUAGGGAAUUAUGGUUUUAAAAUAUCCAUUAUUUUAAAUCUAUUUUAUAUUAAAUAAUGAUAACAAUGUUAAAUAAUAAACAAUAAUUUGUGUAAUUCUUCUACGUUCAGUGCAAAUACUGCCCGGAAAUGCUUGUCUCUUCGUUAGCUUUUUGAGCUCUGGCAAAAAGAGAUUCACUCAAAUAAUUUACUAACAACUCAUCCUGUUGAUAUGUGGAGAUCUUCUGCUCCCUUGAACCGCCCAACCUUGGUAUAGAGUGAUUAUUAUCCCAUCUUUCUUUGAUUUCCCAUAUGCGCAUAUGGCUCACGUACAAAUCUGCAGCAACUUUCCUUAGUGAACAACAUUCUUCGAGUUUGGCAAUUGCUCUUGCUUUUUGCAUAUCACUCAAAUGCAUUCAUUUUGGAGGAGUUUUCAACACUAGCGAAUUUUUUGACAAGCAUUGACUUUUUGAAAUUUUUUGAUUUUGGCAUUUAUCAAAUCCGUAAGACACUGCAAUUGUAGAGUAUUACAAUAUAAAAAUUAAGGUGUACACUAUUCAGUGUUCGUAACUGUACAUCUGAAUAUUUUUCAUUGAACAUUUCAAUCGCAUGUCGAUGCGAAACAGCUCCAAUUUCAUAACACUUUACAAGAUAAAUUCCUUGUUGGAUGCUCAACAAUCUCUUAUCGAAAAAGCAUGACAAUUUGCAAAUUAUUUAUUGGAGUUGACAUUUACUAAGUUACAUUGUAGCUUAGCAACGCUAGAUUAUUGUCACGAUUUCGAACUUAGUGCAAAAAUUUAUACGGAUUUACAUACAAUAGGCUACAAAAUUAAGCAGGUUUAGGAAACCUUAAAUUUUAUUUCGUUUUAUGGGGUUUAAGAACAAGCAAAACUUUUUAUCAAGAAUGACAUUUUUCGCUAAAAUUGAAAUUAAAAAAGUAUUUCCUCUUGGACACCCUAUCCGAGGACACACUGUAUAAUUAUAGAGAGAAUAUAUUUUAUCAUGUCACAGUAGCCGAUACUUCGUUUCUUAUUUGACGUAUAUUUAGAUACAUUUAUAUAUAAAUAUUUUAAAUAAUAUACUGUAUGUUCUCUAAUCUUCAAUUUUUAGGUUUUUCUGACUUUGCAGAUAUACAUAUACAAACGUACUAAUAUUGUAACCAAUUCAGUUUCCUUACCUCUCGUGUGCAAUCCUAACAAAAUAAACAAGUAAUUAUUUAA